Guyanagaster necrorhizus is the source of this 1403-nucleotide messenger RNA. Its product is annotated as P-loop containing nucleoside triphosphate hydrolase protein. The record is from RefSeq and is a predicted model, not a curated record. Gene Ontology annotation, cellular component: chromosome; nucleus. NCBI's taxonomy places the organism in Eukaryota, Fungi, Basidiomycota, Agaricomycetes, Agaricales, Physalacriaceae. Bases 21 to 1403 code for a protein of 460 amino acids. Gene Ontology annotation, biological process: reciprocal meiotic recombination; meiotic recombination checkpoint signaling. The transcript is spliced from 9 exons. Gene Ontology annotation, molecular function: ATP hydrolysis activity; ATP binding.
CUUUACCCUGAACCACCAUCAUGACAGCCACUGAAGCCCCAAAAAUAAGGUGGACAGUUCAUGUUGAGGUUCGUUUGAAAUCCCGAGCUACCGCCAGGUUCGAAACGAUUCGCCAUCGAGUUCAUGACUGGAUACAUACAUUCGACCGCAUCAACUUGUCCUCGACUCUUAUCGGAUGGGAGGUCGUUCCAGAACUGGGGACAUCUGUUGAUCGGAUCGUUGUCUGCGAAUCAACAUGUCCGUCACAGUCUCUUCCACUAGACGAGUUGACCUUACAGGUCCACGUUUAUCAACCUUCGGACACCGAUUCCUUUGAGGAAUUUUCCAACGGCGCUGGCUCCAAAGAUGACGAGGAUGAUACAAUGGCUGCAAGUGUCUGCGAAUUGCCCAAUCUAAGCUGGGAGGGUCUCUGGGAUUCUUUGAUAUACGCGGAUGAUAUAAAGAUGAAGCUUUUGGACUACAUUCAUGCCACUCUCAUCUUCAGCGAUGCUGACGUUAACUUCAAUCUUGUUUCAUGGAAUCGCGUCGUUCUCCUGCAUGGACCUCCCGGAACAGGAAAAACAUCACUGUGUCGUGCACUUGCGCAGAAGCUCUCCAUCCGCUUAUCCCAUCGUUAUACCAAUGCCCGAUUACUUGAGAUAAAUGCUCACUCCCUCUUUUCCAAAUGGUUUUCAGAAUCUGGAAAGCUCGUCCAGCGGCUUUUCACAAGUAUAACAGAACUUGCCGAAGAAGAAGAUGCUUUCCUCGUUGUCCUCAUAGAUGAGGUAGAAUCUUUGACAGCGGCAAGGGCCGGGGCAAUGGCAGGUACGGAACCAUCGGAUGGCUUACGGGUCGUGAAUGCCCUUCUAACCCAAUUGGACAAGUUGAAGCACAAGAAAAACGUCCUGGUCAUGUCGACAAGUAAUCUUGUAAAAGCGAUUGAUAGUGCAUUUGUAGAUCGAGCAGAUAUCAUACAAUAUGUUGACCUUCCUUCUCGCGAAGCUAUAUACGAUAUCCUCCGUUCGUCGCUAUGCGAGAUUGUGAAUAAAGGUCUCGUCACUCCUGUUAACGUUCCUACUCUACAAGCAGCACGAAUGUAUGAACUGGCAGCUCCCGCACAGUCUACGCCAUCCGCUUCAGCACCUAUAGAUGCUCACGCAAAGUCAGGGCAUGUAGCUCUCAAGCUUCGUGCGCUAGCAGCUGAUUGUCGAAGUCACGGCAUGUCUGGUCGAGCGCUGCGCCGGCUUCCCGUGCUUGCUCUCGCAAGAUAUAUAGGGAUUAGUGGCGUCUCUAGUGUUGCACUAUCGUCACCUUCAAAAGGGCAUGCUCAAACACAGCAGGCGUGUGCAGGUAUCGACCAAUGGCUGAUUGGCAUGGAACGGGUCCUUGCAGAACAAGCAAAGGAGAAAGAACGGUUAUCAUGA